ACUUCCGACAGCGCAUGUUCGACGUAAAGUGACAGAUCUCAGCUCGUCAAAAUUGGAAACGAAAACAAAAGGACGACGCGCUACAAGUUACUAAACAGUGAGGAAUUAAUGUGAUUCCGAGGGGCUUUGGAUAAUGUGUGGAUAACUUAAGACUGUUACAAUAUUAGGAGAUGGACGACAUUAACCUCCACUAUCGCUUUCUGAACUGGAGGCGGCGAAUCCGAGAAAUCCGUGAGGUGCGCGCAGUGCGAUACCGGGAGCGAUUCAAAAGGAUGCUGAGGGACGGAGACAUACUGAGGUAUCAAGGGAACUCAGAUGAAGUUGGCUGUUAUGUGGCUCCAAGGCCAUUAUCGAAAGGAAACCGCUAUUUUGAAGUGACUAUCAUUGAUACAGGAGUGAGGGGGAUGAUUGCUGUUGGCCUGGUGCCUCAGUUCUACAAGCUGGACCAUCAGCCGGGCUGGCUCCCACAUUCUGUCGCUUAUCAUGCUGAUGAUGGCAAGCUGUACAAUGGCAACACUGUAGGACAGCAGUUUGGGCCAAAAUGCAACCAAGGUGACAGAAUUGGCUGUGGAAUAUACCUGGACUCUUUCGAUGAUGGACAGAUUACUGUGUUUUUUACCAAAAAUGGCAAGGAAGUAGGCAAUGUAGAGAUCCCAGGAUCUCCUGAAGCUUUCUACCCUGCUGUGGGGAUGCACUCACUGGGGGAAGAGGUACGACUGGACCUGCAUGCAGAGUGGGGCAUGGAGGAGGAGGAUGGACUGAUGAUAGUGGAUAGCCAUGAGGAUGAAUGGGCCCGUCUGCAUGACGUGAAGGUGACUGGCACGUUGCUGGAGUAUGUGGGCAAAGGGAAGAGCAUUGUGGAUGUGGGCUUGGCCCAGGCUCGUCGGCCUCUUAGCACGCGCUGCCACUACUAUGAGCUGGAGAUCGCAAACGCUGGAGAGAAGUGUUACAUCGCCCUGGGGCUGGCACGCAGGGACUAUCCCAAAAACAGACAUCCUGGUUGGAGCAGAGGGUCCAUUGCCUACCAUGCAGAUGAUGGAAAGAUGUUUCAUGGCAGCGGUGUGGGGGACCCCUUUGGCCCACGCUGCUUUGAGGGGGACAUUAUGGGCUGUGGGAUCAUGUUUCCACGUGACUACAUCAGUGACGGUGGAGACGACAUGGAUGACUGGGACCUCGAUGCGUGGCCCAAGCAGAGUCAGGUUCAGAAUGACCUCUAUGCAAAUAAUGACGAUGAAGAGGAGGAUGGAGAAGAUGUGGACGGGAGGAAGGUCACGGUGUUCUUCACCCGCAAUGGGAAGGUAGUGGGCCGGAGAGAGGUUGCAAUACCAGCGGGGGGUUUCUACCCGACAAUUGGCAUGAUGAGCACUGGGGAGAAAGUCAGAGUGGACCUACACCCCCUCAGUGGCUGAUCAGACUGGAGGACAUGCAAGGAACUAGGAAAACAAAAGUGCUGUAAUCAGAGGAAGACUGGCGGAAAGGAAGAACUCUACUUAAAGCUUUUAGUUGAAAAAACAAACAAACAAACAAAGAAACAAAAAACAAAAAAAAAAAACGGGUGAUCUAGUGUAUUUUGGAGAUGUAACACUAAUACCUCUCUACAUCUGCUGGUUUCAACAUGCUACUUGAGAAGUCACCUCAGCAGAAUUUACAACGGUUCCCUCAUGGACUGAAAAUGACACAAGUGAUGUUAUGUAUUUUAGGAGGAAUGGGCAGGAUCAAAAUAAUGUAUAUUAAAAUUGCAUGAGUGCCUUGAGAAAAUCCUUAGUAUUGAAAUAGUUUUUGAGGAGAUCAGCGCUCUAAAAGGGCGAUAACACUAUUUUUGACAUAUGGAUCAGACAGAAUGUGAUAAAAAAAAAUAAAUGGAAAUGUCAACAUAUGAUCUCAAGAUAUUGAAGAGGAUAAAAUGCUAGACAGAGCAACCCCCAACUACAGAUUGGACCCCAUUUGUCCUCAGAAGAGGAGCAUCAUCUGUGUGAAAUCGUCUUCCUUGUCUCGCCCAGAAAUCUGUGCUGCUUCGAAAUAAGAGGUUUAAUGCAACUUAUUGAGCUUUUGUUGGUGCAUUACUGACGCUUAGAGGCGACUGUAAUUAGUUCAAAAAAUUCUGCUCAGACAUUCUUCCUGAAAAGUGGUUUGCUCUGUCCACCUAAGCACAUCACUGAUGAUCAUCAGAGAUUAAUUCCUCGGUUUUGACUUGGAUGUAGCAUUCUAAAUGUUAACAUUAGUAUGCAUCAUGAAAAUUAGCUGUACCUCUACAGUUCUGCUGUUUCACUCUAACGUGGUGUCAUUCCUAUAAUGAUGCAGUAUUUUAUGACAGUUGUGCAAUAAAUAGAAACUUCAUCCCUCUAGUCCACAUCUAUUAGCAGUUAUCGACAGUUAUGGAAUUAAAUUUAAUAACAGUUUGUUAAAAUCAAGUCCAAACCCUGGUCAUGACCUUUAAAACGCACAAAUAUAGUCACAACUGUUUGUUCUUUAUAGAAGUAAAUCUCAACAGUUUCAAAGGCAAAUUUCACGUUAUUACAACAAUUCUUAACUGUGUAAUCAAAGUGACAGUUUACUGCCAUUAUACUGUAAAGAUGGAGAGCUCACUUUGCUUGGCAUUAGACUCCAAAAAAUACUCGAAGUCCGGCCAAGAGCACCAAACCAAUGCAGAGCUGUCAUUAUUGAAGGACGUCUUUAUGCUGGCGUUUUCUUUAUUUUGACAAUAUCAUUUUUGCUUUGUCAUGUCAUUCCUCUGAGAAAUGCUUGGCAUGUUUUUCCAUUACUGAGAUAUUUGGUAUCCAUGUGUGACGAAAUGUUGCCCCAGGCUUUCACUGUAUCUGACAAUGUGCCAUACACAACUCCAAAAAAAAAACACAUAGUAUUUAAACUGAUGACAAUGACAUGCCGAAUUUUUUUAUGACACCGUGCUGUACACAAGGGAGCCUUUUAUACAAGAAGACACCUUUUACCUCAGCAGCGUGUCAAAUGUAAUGUUUUUGAGGCUUGUCAUUCUAAAUUUGUGGAUUAUCAGCUCAAAAUGCAAAUGCCUCAGUAGUGGGAAACGAUGAAGAACAAUCAUCUAGUAUUAGUAUUAAAUUCUAUCAAGACCAAAAUAAUGUUGAACUAUGUCAUAAAGUACCAUAGUACAUUAAGCAGGUAUUGUUACUAGUUCAGCAUUAGAAAUUUUAGAAUUUUUUUUUUAAGAUUCAAAUAUUGAAAAUGAAGCCAUAGCCAAAAGUUGCAUCUCUCAGGUAUAUACCAAAAUUGAAAUGAAUUACAAUUAAUUACAUUGAAUUUUGAGUCUAUUUUAAAGGUUUUCUAUAAAUUCCGCCAUAUGCUUUUGUUUUAAGCACUUUAUAGUUCCAGUAUAUGGUGGAAACUUAAUUAUGUGAAUGUAAGUCUUCUUAAACAACCAGACUUCGCCUAAAACAACUGACAGAGAGCCAAGAAAACACACCGCCACACCACCACCAGCCUGUCCUGUAGACAUCAGGCAGGGUGGCAUGUUGUCUCUGCCAAACUCGGACCGUGCCAUCACCAUGUCUCAACAGAAACCAGGAUUCAUUGGACCAGGCAUCGUCUUUUUUUUUUUUUUCCACUCCCGAGUCAUCCAGUUUUGGUGAUUACGUGUCCACUGCAGCUUCGUCCUCACGUUCUUAAUUGACAGAAUUGGAGCCCUGGGGGGUUUUCUGCUGCUGUAGCCCAGCUGCUGUACAGGUUGUAGGUUUUUUCCAGAUGCAGGUGUUCCAGCGAGUAAAAUGUGAGCAAUAUCAGACUUGAGCAAAGAAAGCUUGUUCUCCUGCCAUCAUGUGAGUGCAGCAGAGGACCGGGAGCUAAACAAGGGAGUGUGUGUGCAAUGCUAAAAGUAUCAAAUGGGCUGUUGUUAUACCUGAAAUGUCAUAUGACGGUUGUUCAGUCACAACUGUGUAAACCCAUGUAAUUGCACCACGAGUGUUAUUAUGUGGAAAGGAUGUGUUCCAUUACUUUUUUGGGGUUCAGCUGUUGGAAACUGUGUUUGUAUUGGUGAGCAGCACCCACUGUGAACCUCGUGUGUGCAAAGCUUUACAGUGAAGUAUGUGACUAAAUAAACACAGUCAAGUUGUGAUGCCAAAAACUCGAGAGUAAGCCCCAGGUUAAAAAUAUUUGUAAUUAUCCUUUAAAGGACACUAUACUUACUAUUGAAACAAUAUAAUGUAUCUAUGAGGCUAUGAGAUUGUCUGUUCAUAAAAUCUGCCACAUGUAAUGGUACCAAAGUGCAAUCUGCUGCACUAAUCACUCCGAAAUCCUAUGAAAGAAUUUCAGCUGCACUUCAUAUACAACCACAAAUGUCAUUCAUCAUUGAUACCUAUAAAGCAAAUGGCCUGAAAAUGCUGCAGACAUACAGUUUAUUGUAUCUCUAAUAGAUCAUCAUAGAAAACGUAAAAAGUGUUCAGCUGGUCUCUAAACACCUAUCUAUUUAAAUAGUAUCUCCCUGUACAGUUCUUUUGUCAUUCAUCUGAAUGCAAUGUUUUUCUUCAAUUUGUAAAUUCAAUUUGUAAGGGGACUUUUUACAAUAAAGGCCAUGGAAUCCUC
Molecule: messenger RNA, 4551 nt
Organism: Myripristis murdjan (pinecone soldierfish)
Lineage: Eukaryota; Metazoa; Chordata; Actinopteri; Holocentriformes; Holocentridae
Product: SPRY domain-containing protein 3-like
Exons: 11
Coding region: 171-1409 (412 amino acids)
Molecular function (GO): protein binding
Source: RefSeq, a predicted model, not a curated record